Molecule: messenger RNA, 2239 nt
Organism: Sardina pilchardus (European sardine)
Lineage: Eukaryota; Metazoa; Chordata; Actinopteri; Clupeiformes; Clupeidae
Gene: bada
Product: BCL2 associated agonist of cell death a
Exons: 5
Coding region: 388-792 (134 amino acids)
Biological process (GO): apoptotic process
Cellular component (GO): mitochondrion
Source: RefSeq, a predicted model, not a curated record
CCAAGGCUGGCAUGAGCUCAUAUUUGCGGUAGCUCGUGGUGCCAGGACGUUUGAUUGUGCGAAUUAGCACUGAGAAUCGAUUUUAUUGCGAAGACAAUCAUUUAAAGUCGAUGUUUCUUGCAAGGACCAACUCAGGACGUAACCAUGAGUGUCUAGUGGGUUUAUUUAAUCCAAAAUGAGAGUUAAAGCAAUUAGCUGUCGUCGCUACUAUUGUUGUUGAUUGCUGGGUGUGUCAAUUACCAUGAGGCAAUCAAUAUCGAUCUCGACUCUCGAUAAUUUAAGGUAGACAAGAAGAGAGGAAGUUGAACAACGCUGACUCAACAACCUGAGGUUUCGACCACUUCAGUCUAUUGUCCAGGAUUUUAUCCGGACACAAGAGGUUCCGCCAUGGAAAACCACACCGGCUCCAGCCCCGACCCGAGCACCGACCCGGCGGAUCUGGAUGAGAGAACACUUCCUGCAGACACACACACCGAGGAAGAAACAGAUCUGAAUUUCCCUCAAGACCGUCAACCAAACACCAUAAAAUCAGGUGGCGGUCGCGUGCGGCUGUACUCCGAGUCUCAGGUGUACACCAUCAGCCGCUGUGAGGAGGCGGAGCCUGCGGAGGGGGGCGGGGCCUCGGAGGAGGGGACGGGCGACGGCGCUCCGUUCCGCGGGAGAUCCCAGUCGGCGCCCGCCGCUCUCUGGGCCGCCAAGCGCUACGGACGCCAGCUCCGCCGCAUGAGCGACGAGUUCGACACCUGGCUGGACCGAGGGGCCAUGAAGAGGCGUGUUGAGGGAAACAAAUAGCUGUGGGCAGAUGAGGCACGUGCACGAGACAGCCCGAGGAGCAGAAGCGUGCGGGUGUGUGCGGGCUCCAUCGCCAGGGCCUGCGUGGGUGGUUCUCCUUCCUGUGGAGCCAGAAGGAGGAGGAGGGCAGAGACUGAAGCGCCCGCCGGGUGCGUUCCCUCGCAUCACGCCGGUGGAGGGGGAACGCACCAUCUCCACACAGCUACAGUCGCUGUCCACAGACUCAGCCGUUCGCACAGAAUCAUACACGGCCACAAUGCCUUUUCUUACCUGUGUACAACACACACACACCCACACCCACACACAACCCCUGGGAGGUUUGGAGCCGCGCGUCUGAAGACAAGAGGGAAAGGUUAAUGUCUUGCAAUAAUUGGUGAAUAAGAGUAGUUUUGCAAAACCGAUAACUGUUAGUUUAAUCUGACAAUCUCCAAAGUGACAAUCUCGCUCAUACAAAAAUAGAUGGCAUUUCACAGAUAUAAAAAAAAAUAUUUAUCAAUAUUUACAAUUUAAAGUAUAAAAUAUUUCUACCAUAAGUGUUAUUUUGUUCAAUGUCCUUUUCUAGUAUAAAUUAUAGAUAUAAAUCGCUAAAUGUGUGCGUACAAUCAAAGGUUAGAUAAUCUCCUGCCACAACCCAAAUACCUGCUGAGCAGCAGCACCAGGCCUGAGAGGAGCUGGGGCGGAUCUGGGGCGGAUCUGGGGAGGAGCCGGGGAGGAGCUGGGGAGGAGCCGGGGAGGAGCUGGGGCGGCCCGGCGCUUAACCAGGACGGACUCUUCAGAGGAGAAUCAGAGGAUAAUGAUGAGAAUGGAGUGUAGUGUUCCCUAGUCGUCCCGUACCUUACCUUACCUGGCUCAGGAUUGAUGUUUGCCCUCACCUGUGCCGUCGUGAACUACCUGUAGUCGGACUUUACCUGUGCGUAUGUAUGUACAGUACGCCGCUUGUGACGCGUACAGACUGCCUGAUGCGUUCCACCUGCGCAAGACUGCGCACCUGAACUGGAACGACUCCUUAUGUACAUUUCCAUUAUUUAAAUAUUUAUGGCAAAAAAAAUACAUUAAUGUUAUUGCUGUUUGUUUGUUUGUUUAAGUUGUAAACAUCUCAUGUGUGCAUAUUGGUGGGAGACUUUGUUGUUGUACAGGAUGCCUGUAGACGCCCCGUGCGUGUAGUAUUGUCGUUACCUGAAGCCCUCCUCUUCACCAGCUGUGCUUCGCCUGCUGAUUACAGCACACAGACUGUGCCUCCCAAACUACUGCUGACCAUGGCUGCCCGCACGGCACAGGACUGUGGGGCUGGUCUGGCCCGGAUCCGGCUGGGACAUGGCCCUCAUACGGGCCAGAUCUGGCCCACGGUCCACUGCCAGCUGGGCCUAGACUGUCACCUGAGGUGGGAAAGGGCUUGUUGAGGUAGCCUUGCAGCCAUACUGCUGGGGUUCUACUUGAAAUGUACCUG